AUGGCGACCCUGUCCCAGUUCCUGUCCCCAUCACUGCCCCUGUCCCAGUUCCUGUCCCAGUCCCAGCCCCUGCCCCAGUCCCUGGUCAUUCACUGCUCUGUUUAUCUCCAUAGCAGCCGUAUGUCGCUGAGAGCCAAGUCCCACUCGGACCUCCCGUCUCUGGGGAAGUCCCUGGAAGACCCCCUGCUCUCCUCUCUGUCCCUUAGCUCCUCCAGCAUGAACAAGACCAGACACGGUCCAAGUACAGGUCCGAAUCCUGGUCAUAACGGGUCUAACGUGAGGAGACCGGUCCGAGCUGUGAGGCCCAUCAGUGCCACAGCUCCAACGGGCUCGUUCCUACAGGUCAACCACCUGCAGGGGGAGCUGGUCCGCAAGAGGAAGGAGUGUGAGGACUUGAAGAGAGAGAACAAAUAUCUGUCCAAUGAGAUCCACAUGGAGCGAAUCAUGAUGAGGAAUGAGAACGAGCUGACCAUGAGGAACCUGAGGAACCUGAACCAGGACCUGCAGAACCAGCUCAAAGAGCUGAAGCAGAAGCUGCAGCAGAGCCAGCAAAGGGCAGCACUAAACUCUCGGGCGGCGGAGGAGGCGGAGUCAGCACGAGGAGGGGCGGAGACAGCGCGGGCGGCAGCUGAAGCUCGAGCGCUCGGGUCAGAGAGAGAGAGACAGAUCUCAGAGGAGGAGCGCCAACAGCUCAGAGACCAACUGAUGCAGCUCAAGUCAGAGCACAAAGAGCUGCAGCUGCUUCAGGCUCAGAUGGAGAAGGAUUUCUUUGAGACCAAACUGAAGCUGGACCGAGUCUCUGGAGAAAAACAUGCUCUGAUCCAAGAGAACCGGAGUCUAGAACAAGAACGAGAGGAGCUGAGGCAGAGACUGAGACAGAGCACCGAGGAAUACAGACAGCUGCAAGAGAGUGAACAGAACUCGAGGCGGCGUGCUGUGAUGUCAGAAGAGGAGAGUCAAAAGGCCAAUCAGGCGCAGCGAGAGGCAGACGCUGAGAGACGAUUGGCCGAAAAGGAUCGUCACGAGCGAGUAUCCGAGUGUCUCCAGUGGAAAGAGAGAUUCCAGGAUCUAAGCCUGCGGAUCAGAGCUGAGGAGGAGCUACGAGCACUCCGGCAAAACAAGGCUUGCCAGGCGAACAUCCAGAGCUUCUUCCUGUGUAUGAGUGAGAGUGAUCAGAGAGUCAAGAUCCUCAGGAACCCGGACGGAACACCCAAGAACUUCACUGAGGGAGACCCUGUCUACAUCUCCACUGAGGCCAGUCCAGAUGAUCCAGAACGGAGCUCAUCCAGGUCCAUGGUGCGUGCGGUGGCUCCUGGCUCUGGAGGUCCGGUUCAUUUUGAUGAGUGUCCCCCGUUCAGCUCAGACAGACCAGGACCAGACUCUGCUCCAGCCUCACGCAGACACGGCAGGAGGAACGUCGAGUACUUCUGGAUCCCCACAAACCAGGAAUAA
Periophthalmus magnuspinnatus is the source of this 1452-nucleotide messenger RNA. RefSeq names its product trichohyalin. The record is from RefSeq and is a predicted model, not a curated record. NCBI's taxonomy places the organism in Eukaryota, Metazoa, Chordata, Actinopteri, Gobiiformes, Gobiidae. Bases 1 to 1452 code for a protein of 483 amino acids. The transcript is spliced from 10 exons.